UGCCCAACCCGACCCCCGAGGGGAUGCGACCCCCCGAGGAGCUGCUGGAGCUGGCCCGGGACUUCAUCACCCAGUACUACGUGUCCCUGCGGCGGGAGAACUCCCCGGCACACACGCAGCGGCUGCGGGAGGUGGCUGCGGAGAUCGAGGCCUCGGGCUCGUACCGGCUGCGGGAGCCCGAGCUGGCCUUCGGGGCCAAGCAGGCGUGGCGGAACGCGGCUCGCUGCGUCGGCCGCAUCCAGUGGAACAAGCUCCAGGUGUUCGACGCCCGGGACUGCGCAGGGGUGGGGGAGAUGUUCAGCCUCCUCUGCUCCCACAUCCAGUUCGCCACCAACCGCGGCAACAUCCGGUCUGCCAUCACCAUCUUCCCGCCGCGGGCACCGGGACGGGGUGAUUUCCGCAUCUGGAACCCGCAGCUGAUCCGCUAUGCUGGGUACCGGCAGCCCGACGGCUCCGUGAGGGGCGACCCCGCCAAUGUGGACAUCACCGAGCUCUGCAUCCAGCACGGCUGGACCCCCGGGGGGGGCCGCUUCGACGUGCUGCCGCUGCUGCUGCAGGGCCCCGACGAGUCCCCCGAGCUCUUCCCGCUCCCCCCGGAGCUGGUCCUCGAGGUGCCGCUCCAGCACCCCACGCUGGAGUGGUUCUCGGAGCUGGGGCUGCGCUGGCACGCGCUGCCAGCCGUGGCCAACCUGCUGCUGGAGAUCGGGGGGCUCGAGUUCCCCGCGGCCCCGUUCAACGGCUGGUACAUGGGCACCGAGAUCGGCUCCCGCAACCUCUGCGACCGCCACCGCUACAACGUGCUGCCCGAGGUGGCCCAGCGCAUGGGGCUGGACACGGGGACCAGCUCUUCCCUCUGGAAGGACCGGGCGGCCGUGGAGGUGAACGUGGCCGUGCUGCACAGCUUCCAGGUGGCCCAGGUGACCAUUGUGGACCACCACGCGGCCACCGAGUCGUUCGUGAAGCACCUGGCAGCGGAGGGGCGGGCACGGGGGGGGUGUCCCGCGGACUGGGCCUGGAUCGUGCCCCCCCUCUCGGGCAGCCUCACCCCCGUCUUCCACCAGGAGAUGGUCAACUACCAGCUGCGGCCCACCUUCCGCUACCAGCCCGAUGCCUGGAAGGUUUAUGUGUCCAAAGGCACCACCGUCACACGGAGAAAGACCUUCAAGGAAGUGGCCAAUGCCGUCAAGAUCUCGGCCAAGCUGAUGGGGCAGGUGAUGGCGCGGAGGGUGAAGGCCACCAUCCUCUACGCCACCGAGACCGGGAAAUCCCGGACUUACGCUUGGAAUCUGUGCCAGCUCUUCCGACGAGCGUUUGAUCCCAAGGUGCUGUGCAUGGACGAGUAUGACGUGGUGGCCCUGGAGCACGAGACCCUGGUCCUGGUGGUCACCAGCACGUUUGGGAACGGGGACCCUCCGGAAUGUGCCGAGAGCUUCUCCAAGGCACUGAUGGAGAUGACAUCGCCGUACACCGGCACCUCCCAGGCUGAGCCGCCCAUGAGCUACAAGCUGCGGUUCAACAGUGUCUCCCAGUCCGACCAGCUCGUGGCCUCCUGGAAGAAGAAGCGUCGGCAGCUGAGCAACACGGACAGCGCCGGGACCCUGGGAGCGCUGCGGUUCGCGGUGUUCGGGUUGGGGUCCCGGGCGUACCCCCAUUUCUGCGCCUUCGCACGGGCCGUGGACACGCGGCUGGAGGAGCUGGGGGGGGAGCGGGUGCUGCCCCUGGGCGAGGGCGAUGAGCUGUGUGCCCAGGAGGAGUCGUUCCGCACCUGGGCACGCCAGGUGUUCCAGGCUGCCUGUGAGACCUUCUGCGUGGGGGACGGGCCGGGGGGGGCCGAGGAGCUGUUUGCCCCCCCGCAGGGCUGGAAGCGCCAGAGGCACCGGCUGGUGCCACAGCCCCAGGCCACCGAGACCCUGGCUGUGGGAAAGGGACAGGACAGGACUGAGCAUCCCUAUCCCCCCCACCCCGCAGGCAGGUCCCCCCCCGGACCACGCUGGGUGCUGCAGCCGCGGCUGCCCCCCUGCACCCUGGCCCAGGCUCUCACCUUCUACCUGGACGUGGCGGCCCCCCCGACCCCGCAGUUCCUGCAGCUCCUGGGCUCGCUGGCGCGGGACCCCGCGGAGCGGGAGCGGCUCCAGCGCCUGGCGCAGGACGCGCGGCUGUACGAGGAGUGGAAGUGGUUCCGGUGCCCGACGUUGCCGGAGGUGCUGGCCGAGUUCCCGUCCGUGGCUCUGCCGGCCGCGCUGCUGCUCUCCCAGCUCCCGCUGCUCCAGCCCCGCUACUAUUCCAUCAGCUCCGCGCCCGGCGCCCACCCGGGCGAGAUCCACCUCACCGUGGCCGUCGUCACCUACCACAGCGAGAACGGGCAGGGCCCUCUCCACUACGGCGUCUGCUCCACGUGGCUGGCGCGGCUGCAGCCGGGGGACACGGUGCCCGCCUUCAUCCGGGGGGCCCCCUCGUUCCGGCUGCCGCCCGCCCCCGACACCCCCUGCAUCCUCGUGGGCCCCGGCACCGGCGUCGCGCCUUUCCGGAGCUUCUGGCAACACCGGCUGCACCUCCUGCACACCGAGGGUGUCUCCCUGGGCCCCAUGGUGCUGGUGUUCGGGUGCCGCUCGUCUGCCCUGGACCACAUCUACUGCGAGGAGAUGGAGCAGGCGCAGGAGCAGGGGGCCCUCAGCCAGGUGCUCACGGCCUUCUCCCGCCAGCCCGGGACCCCCAAGACCUACGUGCAGGACGUGCUGCGGGCACAGCUGGCGGCCGAGGUGCACCAGGUGCUGUGCCAGCGCGGGGGCCACAUGUACGUGUGCGGGGACGUCACCAUGGCCACCGAGGUGCUGCAGACCGUGCAGCACAUCCUGGCCCAGGAGGGAGACAUGACGCUGGGGCAGGCGGGGGACGUCAUCAGCGAGCUGAGGGACAAGAACCGCUACCACGAGGACAUCUUCGGGCUGACGUUCCGCACGCAGGAGGUGGCCCUGCGCAUCCGCAGCCAGUCCUUCUCCCUGCAGGAGCAGCGCCCGCCGGGCCCGGCGCCCUGA
Lepidothrix coronata (blue-crowned manakin) is the source of this 3035-nucleotide messenger RNA. It is a transcript of the gene NOS3, whose product is annotated as nitric oxide synthase 3. NCBI's taxonomy places the organism in Eukaryota, Metazoa, Chordata, Aves, Passeriformes, Pipridae. The record is from RefSeq and is a predicted model, not a curated record. Gene Ontology annotation, biological process: nitric oxide biosynthetic process. Bases 24 to 3035 code for a protein of 1003 amino acids. Gene Ontology annotation, molecular function: FMN binding; calmodulin binding; flavin adenine dinucleotide binding. The transcript is spliced from 22 exons.